GCUAGCUCCUGGCGCGGCGGACGCGAAGCACGCUGUUUUCGAGCCUCUGCGCAAGCGUGGCGCUGCAUUUCCAUGGCUGCGAGUGAUCUUGGUCCAAAGGCGUUGAAUGUCGCAGCGCUCAAUGACUUGUGCCAUCUGUGCCCAACCUGGACCCAGGCUGGCUGUGCGCUAAACGCGGUCAGCCGCGAGGUAUCAAAGCUCGCAGCAAACGUGCGACGCCGGCGGCGGCGGAAACUGCUCGCGCUGCGCAAUGAGAUCCGCCGGCACACUUUCGUGACGCUCCGGACCGUCAAAGGCGAGUGCAGCUGUUGGUGGAAAAUCCACGGCGUGCGGGACGAAACCGUCGCGGUCUGCGCAGAAAUUAUUCAUGUCAAGUCGCAUUUUCGCGCGUGAGUUAAGAUUUCACCCGUUCGGUGCAACGCAGGUCGUUCUCGAGCGCCUCGAGAUGCGUCAUGACAAGAACCGCUUCUGCGUCAUCAUGGUGCCUCUCGACGAGUGGGAGGCGAAGUUCGAAGAGUGGAACGACGACGAAGACCAUAGAGUGUCCCUCUGCCAGGAAUGCUGGUACGACGGCUUUAUGAUGUACCCUCACGUUUUCGGCCAUGAGUCGGAUUAGUUGGCCAUGAGUCGGAUUAGUUGGCUUGGCGCUAUGUACUAA
Molecule: messenger RNA, 658 nt
Organism: Pelagomonas calceolata
Lineage: Eukaryota; Pelagophyceae; Pelagomonadales; Pelagomonadaceae
Source: the annotation of a GenBank genome assembly